This is a messenger RNA of Sabethes cyaneus, 8406 nucleotides long. RefSeq lists its product as uncharacterized. Lineage: Eukaryota; Metazoa; Arthropoda; Insecta; Diptera; Culicidae. The coding region runs from base 1274 to 5707 and encodes 1477 amino acids. Gene Ontology annotation, cellular component: extrinsic component of cytoplasmic side of plasma membrane. The transcript is spliced from 9 exons. Gene Ontology annotation, molecular function: non-membrane spanning protein tyrosine kinase activity; ATP binding; signaling receptor binding. The record is from RefSeq and is a predicted model, not a curated record. Gene Ontology annotation, biological process: protein phosphorylation; cell surface receptor protein tyrosine kinase signaling pathway; innate immune response.
UUUUUCGUUUGCAACAUCAACAUCUACAGCCUAGCCUAGCCGAUAGAAAAUUUGCCGGCGAAUAAAUUGACAUCAUUCGGUUUUGCAAGUCCAUCGCUUAGUGUCAGUUCGGGCAAGCGUCUCACAACGGCGCAUAGGACAAAACUGUGUAGAGAAGUGAUUGCCGCAGGGCGGUAAGAGACGAACCUCAAUUCGAAAAACCCAAGGAACUUUUCUGGGGCGUGAAUCAGUUUUGGGUCGAGACCCCGUUGUGCAACCACCAUGUCGGUAUGUCGAAACUCGCGAACGGGUUAAAGCAUGGGACUCUUGAACUUGAAGAUCAGCAGCGAGUGGGACAAGAAAACGAUGCAAUAAAAAAAGCAUCACCGCAAGGACGGAAAGGAAGUAGUUAUUUCAUGUGUACUUUCUUUUCGUCGUGCAAGAAACCUGUAAUACCGACCAAUACACCAAUACAUGAAACGUCGAUUGAAACAAGCCUCGCUUGUUGCAGGGCGCAUUCGAAUUGUUUCGUACUUUUUUGUGAGCAAGUCAAAAAGGUACGAGGACAGCAUACCGCGGCCCGUUUUUUUUAAACAUAGUGUAGAGUCAGCUGUGAUUUAGUUGAAAAUUUUCGAGUUCGCGGGCUGAAAAAAGUGCUUUAACGAGCAUAUGACUUGCAGUGCUGCAAACCACCCCCAACGUUGGAGUUGGCGGAAUGAAAUGCCUGUUGCCAAAAGCGGUGAGUGUGCCAACGUUUGUGUGUGUGUGCUAUUAGCAAAAGGCACACAUUGAACUUAACAGUUGCAAAAAUCACGCGAUCAUUACAGUAGCAAGUGUCGACAUUAAUUAGAUUCACAGUGAAACAAAACAGAGAAGAAGAAGAACUCACCGCCGAAGAAGUACAACAAAUGGAAAAAGUUGUGAUUGAAACCUCUUGCCAUUAGUCGCUGCAGACUCGAGAAAGCAUUCAAAGAAGUGAAAAAAUAAUAAUAAUUUAUUUCCUAUUGAAAACUGAUCGUUCUGUGUGAGAGUAAAUUAUUUAUUUAAUAUAAAUUAAGAAGAAGUGUUUGUGGUUCGCGUUGGCUGGGGGAAAACGGAGCGUUUCGAUGUGACUCUUUGCGUUAGCCCUUGCCCCCAAGUCCCGGACCGGACAAUAGAGACGUGUGCUGAUAUACGUUAUAGAAUCUAUUAGCUAAACAGAAAACGAAGAAGAAGAACAAGUCGAGGAAAGAAACGUAGUUGAAGAGAGAGGACCACGUCAUAGUAAGUGGCCGCUGUUGCUUCGCUAGCAAUCAUGUCGUCGACGAUGCCAGUGGUUUGGUGCACUGAUCCGAACUCGUCGGAGAAACGGCAAGCUUUCGCACUUCAAGGAAUCCAGCUGCAGGGCAACAUCACCGAGAAGCAUGUGUUGGCGAUGAAAGAACUCAUCAGUGCCGCAUCCGAAGGUCGAUUACUGUUGCCUAGUGAUGGAGCUAUUGUCCUGCUAGACUGUGGCCUCAGCAUCGGGUCGAUGGUCAUUGAGGGCAAGGCUGGUCGAGAGGUAGCCAAGGGUAGUAGUAAUCAUAAAUCAAUCCUCCCGGCCGUACCCGAGGGAGUGACCGAUGUCAGUAAUUGCACCGUAACAGCGGCGGCAGCCCUGCAGGAGGAAAGUAAUAAUGCUAAUGGGGAAGAUGUCGAUAAAAUAGUUGAAAACGUCGCUGAUGGAAGUACAAUGGUGGCCGGAGGAGUGCUUGCGGCAGAAGAUGACGCAUUCCUAGCUGACCCUACCAUAGAUGAGAGCAAACCACCUGAUCUAUACGGUACUACCGUUGGUGAUACGGCGGAAGGAGGAGAGGAGCUGUACGAAUUUCUCUGCUGUGCCAAAUGUAUGAACGAUCCAUCGUCCAGUUGUUUUAAUCCACCCAGUCAUCGUAGUCGUAGUUUAAGUUCACUUAAUAACAAAUCACAGCUGUUGUCCCGGUUUCUGAAUGGUCGGGCUAAAGCACGGCUGUACUGUGAUCCGUUGUACAACAUCUCCAAUCGGUACUUCAAGAGGUUGGUCAACCACAAAGGCUGCAAGUCUCGAACCGAAUCUCGUCGGUACGUGGUGCGUAAGAGUUCUCUUCGAAGCGAUCGAUCCGGCGGAGGAAAGGUAGCGAAGAAAAGCAGUGAAAAUAUUCCAAUUUAUGCAACGAUUAACAAGAAAAUGAAAUUGAAAUCCCGUCUCGAGGCAUUGCGACGUCAGAACAUUGACGCCAGCAUCCUGGCGUUACAAAUCGCGCUCGACAGUCAGCAGCUGAUCAAGGGCAGAACGAAUCACGACGCAGACUUAGAACCAUCAUCGCAAAUCAUCAAUCAAUCAUGUUCAUCGUCACCCGCUGCCGGGCCGUUGCAAUCAAAGCCAUACAAUAGUUCCAGUAGGAAAACUAGUUUCGAUUCGACCUGCACCGUCAGUUCCAUGGAUUCUGGCUUUAUCGAUCAACAACAGCGACAGCAGCUGAAACAACUGCAACUUCAACAGCAACAACAUCAACAGCAACAACAACAGAAGAAGAAAAAGAACAAAACCAGCACCAUUGCGGAUCAGCCAAUAACUACUGUUACAUCAAACCCAAACGCUUCCGAUGAUGGAAAUCAACACAAAACAGAAGAACUAACAACAGUGAGCAAGGAAACCGGUAAUGCUACUACAACUGCGAACGAGAGUUGCUUCAAUGAGCUGUCCAAGCUGCAGAUAAAGGAGUGUCUGGUGACACAAUCGCGAAAUCGUCGGAAAUCGUACGAGGAAUUCAAAUCGCUUUUUCGACAGCAGCAGCAGCAACAACAACAGCAGCAGCAAACAGAAGCAAGCCGAAGUCGUUUGUCUGUGGUAAACGAAAAGCCCGCCAUCGGUUCUGGCACUGAGGGCCAAGAUGCCAACACUAGUAAUAACGUUAGCAUGAAAACGCGACGAAAAUCUUACGAAGAAUUCAAAGCUUUAGUCAAAAUUUGUGAUAGUAGCGUUAGUAACUUAAAGCCAACAUCGGAAGAGGAGGAAGAGGAGGACGACGACGUGGUGGUGGGGGGCAAGCAGUUGCAGCAACCGCAUACGAUCCACUCGACGACGGGGGUCGGUGCGUUGUUCAAAAUGAAGCGCAAAAACUCGCGUCGCCUCAGUCUGAAGAAAGCGAAAAUGAACGAUAAGUCUGACCAGCAGCGGACUGUGGAUGCGAAAUCCGGCCCGACAGUGAUUAGCAAUAGCGUUAGUAAAAUUAGCGAAUCCAAUAGUCAUGUUCGAGGUAGCACAAUUUAUGACAUCCUGCGAAACCAUCGUCGCGGCAGCAAACGGGACGAUGCGAACCAACAAUCAGUAUCGGUAUCCCUCGGUAAGGGGCUAUCGCCAUUUCUAACCGACGAGAUCUAUCGGAAGAACUACAAAAUCUAUGACAAACUUAUUUCGUACGGAAGCAAAGCGUACAAAAAAUACGAUAAAUACAUGACAUACGGAACGAUUUAUGAAAUUCUUCAUCGCAAAUCCGAUGCCGCCGAGGAUGUGUUUCUACGAAAGCGUGCGUUAUCGGAAAAGUUCGCGAAGCGAAAGGUCAGCAUUAACUCACAGUACAGCUCGCUGAAAUUCGGUACCAUUUAUGACAUCUUGCAAAGCAAGCAAGGUGGUGCUGUUGAGUCCUUAGCCGGUGAUCAAGCCCCUAACGACACCGCGGAAGGAGUCGAGCCGGUCAGCAAUUCGAACACACUUUCCACCAUCUAUGACAUCAUUCAUAAAAAAUCCGAUUCUCCCAAACAGCAGGUGAAGAAUCGAUUUCUGGUGAAAAAAAUCACCGAAGAGGAGCUGCGAAAAGGCAACGAAAACAAUCGCAACGAAUUAAACAUGGUUUCGGAUGGCGGAAAAAGCCAGCAAAGUCCACCGCAGUCACCGGACUAUAUGACCCCCAAGCUGGUCGAUGCAGCGAAGAAACCCUCCCGUGCCCGUCGCUUUUCCAACAUCCUCUCGUACAGCCCACGAAGCCCGCCGGAACAGAGCUCCUCCCCGGAGUCUAGCAAACUCGCCGGCAAUACGGCCCGUCUGAAAAAGAUCGCCGCAAGUGACGAAGAUCUGUACAAACGUGCCACCUCCAAGCAUCAUACCCACCGAAACAGCCAUAACCUAAAUGAACCCUAUCAGGAGGACAAAUCUCGUCAGCCCAGUCCCAAAGAUGACGAUCUGUACUCUCGCAUCGGAAAGAUGCGCAAAUCGGCCACCGCUUCCAGUGCUCUCUGUUCGAAAAUCGAAGAAGGUUUCCCGCUGGACAGUUUCAAGUUUCCUCCGGAAACUCGAUACAAACCGCACACCACGGGCGGAAGCCGCCACGAUCGGCUUCUAGUGCCCCAACCGGGUGCCAUUUUCAAGUCCAACUCACUGGACAUGCUGGCGCCAUCGAAGUUCGCUAAAAAUCAUCGAUGGCACCACAGCAAGCAGCAAGGACCGGUGCGUAAACUCUCUCCCGUCGUGAUGCCGCGUAAAUCGAACGCCUCAACACCGUCUCCCCAGCAGAAGAAGAGCACCCGACGGCUGUCGGAGUUCACCCGGGGCGAGUUCCUGAACGAGAAAUCAUGGUACUUCCGGAAGAUCAAAAGAAUAGAGGCGGAGAAAAAAUUACUACUGCCGGAGAACGAGCACGGGGCAUUCUUGAUCCGUGACUCCGAAAGCCGACACAAUGACUACUCACUAUCGGUGCGCGACGGCGACACCGUAAAACACUACAGAAUCCGACAGCUAGACGAGGGUGGUUUCUUCAUCGCCAGGCGGACCACUUUCCGCACCCUGCAGGAACUGGUCGAACACUACAGCAAGGACUCGGACGGUCUGUGCGUGAAUCUCUGCAAACCCUGCGUUCAGAUCGAGAAACCGGUCACCGAUGGGCUGUCACAUCGCACCAGAGACCAGUGGGAAAUCGACCGAACGUCGCUCAAGUUCGUCCGUAAGCUCGGUUCCGGCCAGUUCGGCGACGUGUGGGAGGGACUGUGGAACAACACGACGCCGGUUGCCAUCAAAACGCUCAAAUCAGGUACCAUGGACCCGAAAGAUUUCCUCGCCGAAGCUCAAAUCAUGAAGAAACUACGCCACAACAAGCUGAUCCAGCUGUACGCCGUCUGUACUCUGGAGGAACCGAUCUACAUUAUCACCGAACUGAUGAAGCAUGGCUCGUUGCUGGAAUUCUUGCAGGGCAAAGGCAGAAACCUAAAACUUCCGCAGCUGAUCGAUAUGGCCGCCCAAAUUGCGGCCGGUAUGGCAUAUCUGGAGUCGCAAAACUAUAUCCAUCGUGAUUUAGCCGCUCGAAAUGUGCUUGUCGGCGAUAACAACAUCGUUAAGAUUGCCGAUUUCGGUCUAGCGAGAUUAAUUAAGGAGGAUGAGUAUGAAGCUCGGGUAGGUGCACGAUUCCCUAUUAAGUGGACAGCGCCGGAGGCUGCUAAUUAUAGCAAAUUUUCAAUUAAAUCGGACGUGUGGAGUUUCGGCAUCCUGUUGACCGAGCUGGUCACCUACGGAAGAAUACCAUAUCCCGGUAUGACAAACGCUGAAGUGCUGACCCAAGUGGAACACGGGUACCGAAUGCCACAGCCCCCGAACUGCAAUGCCACUCUUUACGAAAUCAUGCUCGAGUGCUGGAACAAGGACCCAAUGCGACGACCUACGUUCGAGACGCUACAGUGGAAGCUAGAAGACUUCUUUACAAUGGACCCAAGUGAAUACAAGGAGGCGGCACCCUUCUGAUAAAUAGCAAAUAUUUGCACACUCGGUUCUGCUCUUAGCACCGCUAUCACUGCUACAAAUUCUGCUACGGCGAUGGCUACUACUACAACUACUGCAACAACAACAACAACAAACGUUUCCAAAGCUGAUGGAAAAACUCGCCACCACCGCCGGCAAGCACGUCUUCACCGCCAGGUACUGCUAUUUAUUUAGAGAUUCUGCUACUUCAAUUGACUACAUAACUUUGCGCCCCGUUGCCAAUCGUCAUAUAAUUACGCAUGAAAGUGUAAAGGAUUGUCUAGCUCGCAUCCAAAUCGUGCUUGCAUUCAUUUAGAAAUACACAAAACAAACAAGACGAACAUUAGGAAUACGAUAUUCUAUCAUAUUUUUUUUCGCUAGACUAUUUAGCUAACAUUUAUGCCACCUCAAACCGAAAUCUGUAGCGUUUUCCCUAGUCUGAAUUUCUUUGCAAUGCACCGUGACGCCGCCUUUGCAUAGAAAUGUCGCCCGAACAUCACUCGUUUGAAAUAUUAUUCAUUCCUUUUAAAAAGAAAAAUCGACACAAACAGAAUCGUAAUAGAGCAAUCAUAAGUUUAAGACCGUCAUACCUAAUCGAGAAUCGAUGAACUCGCUCGCAUCGACAGCUCAGCAAACACUGUUCUGAUAGUUACGAGGUUGAAAAAAGCGAUUAUGUGUUUUUUGAUUAUUUGUAGUAAACACAGUUCAUCGAUUUGCUGCUGUGUCCUGUGUGUUAGGUUCUAGUAUUGCAUUUUUCCUUUUGUCUCGGGAUGUGAACGCCACACUGAACGCAGCAAGUGUUUCACUCGACAACACGUGGUAUUACCUUUUUAAUGUAAGACUUUUCAGUAGAUCGCAAAAAAAUCGCAUACUCGUUCUUAGUAAACUGCAACUUUCUUGACCGACCGACCCGACCAAUGGACGUUAGAUUAACACGCACACCUACGCCUACGUAAGUGGGAUUUCAUUACGGAAAUUUUCAUUAUCACUGAACAUCAUUAUUCGAAUAGAUAGCAGGAGAGUUUAGCGAUGUCUUUUCAACAGAUUAUCUGUUAUCUUUUGCUCUGAGUGUAAACACUCAGUAGACACUCGCGUUCACUAUCAGCAAUUUGGUAUAUGCAUUACAUAUCGCAUUUGGAUUUCGAAAGAUGCCAUUCACCAUGAAUAUUGUGAUGGAGUUUGACACCUGACAGCUACGUUAUUCAAUGGAUUAGUCUAAAUUGUUUUGUUUUUAUUUUUUUUAAUUGUAAAUUAGAAGGAUUGGUGAUAGAAAAAUUUUGGCAAAAAAAUACUGUCCACAAAAUUUUUUUUAAUGAUACCAACCGAUAUUCACGGUGAAUCACACGGAGUCUCUUGCUUGAAUCUGAGCUCAUCAGCCCCUUUCGACUCGCAAAUCCAGUUCGCUUAAAUCUUCUGAACAUACCAACUCUUACACUUGUAAAUAAUACUGAUCACUAAGCCAACAGAUAAAACUUGAACACAAUAUUAAGUUUAAGCAACAAAGACAACACUCGUAAUCAGCGAAAUUUCGCAUUAUAAUGGACAACAAUAACGGAAUUUGUUCGAUAUAUUAUGGAAGGAAGUACUAUCAAGCGUAAAUAAAUUAUUUUUUGCAGUACAGUAGUGACGUUAAAAUGGAUCGCUCUUUGACGAUCGGGGAAUAAUUCCGGGAUGGGUUGUGUCCUGCUUUAUUUCUUCGCACGCCUCAAUCGCUAGCAUCGUUGCCUCAAGCUUCGAAUUUUUAGUAUGUAUAUCAUAUUUAUCACAUACUGGCAAAACAGACUGAAUCAAAUUGUUUCAAAAUAAUCGUUUGCUGGGUAUAAUAGUUAUCUUUCGCACAUGUUGGUUUAAUUUUAUUCAUCUCGUUACGCCGUGCACCAUUACAUUUAACUGUACAUUUCGCAUUGCCUCUAGAUCAAGUUUUAUAUCUCUUCCAUUCUAUUAGUAACCCACGCAAACAGCGAUUCUGAAAGGACAUUUGGGACUCAGCUUAACGUGAAGCUAUUGUAUUUUUUUUAUAAAAUGCUUCACGAAAAGGGGACUCAAAACAUCCCUUUUUGUAUAUUAAUUUCGUUGAACGAUUGCAAGAAAAACCAGCAAAAUUGCUGUUCUAAUUCUAUGUGUUAGUAGAAUGAUUAGGAUCUUAAUAUUUCAAAUAACGUGCCCCAAAACCGUUUUCUAAACCCCGUAAAUGAUAAAACAUAAUACACUCGAAACUAUUCUUUCAUUCAAAUGUGACGCCACACCUUAUACAACACUUGAAAAAUACAAAUGUUAAUAUAAGAUAAAUUUUGUCGGAAUUAUCGCACACUGACUCAAGCAAAAUAAAAAAAAUCAAAUUGUAUAAUUCGAAAUAAUAUUUUCUCAACUUGAAACUACCGGCUGUUUCGGCUGUUGUUGUUCGUCUAACGGGAAAAAAAAACAAACUGAAUAGAUAACACAUUUUCAAGCACCGCCGCAUAACCUUUAUCCGUCUAGAAGAAGAAAAAGAAGAAUGUCACACUAUUUACGAGGAAGAACACGGAAAGGUGAGCCACCGCGCUUGAAUCGUAUGUUUCAUGAUAUUUUCAAUUGUAAAUGUUGACAAUUAGAGCUAUAGGUAAGAAUACUAAACUAUAUAACAAAACAAAAUCAAUGGAUGACGAUGAAGAUAAGAUGAUGAUGAUACACGAAUAAAAUGAACGAGAUAAUAAAAAAAAUAU